Molecule: messenger RNA, 2604 nt
Organism: Lontra canadensis (Northern American river otter)
Lineage: Eukaryota; Metazoa; Chordata; Mammalia; Carnivora; Mustelidae
Product: collagen alpha-1(I) chain-like
Exons: 6
Coding region: 1-2604 (867 amino acids)
Source: RefSeq, a predicted model, not a curated record
AUGGUCCCGACCUCGGGAGGUAUGAAGAGAGUAAGCCACAGAGCCCUGUCACCAAGACGGUUAAAGAAGCAAGUACUUGCAGUGACGGGGCGACACGGAACUUUUCCGCGUCCUCCGGCGGGACCCGGCGCCACGGCCCUGUGCGGUCCGAGCACUAGUCCGACCCGCCCGCCCGGCAGGUGCGCGGGCCCGGGCCGGGAGGACGUGCCGCUCCGGCCCGGCCGGGGCUACGCGGGGGAGGACGCGCCGCCUCCCCCGGGGCCGAGGGCCGGCAGCCCGCCGCCCUCUCCGCGCCCGAGGGCAGGACGCGGCUCCGAAGCCCCCGGAGCCCCGCUAGCCACCCCUAUCCCCGGCCCCGAGGGGCUCUCCCGACUUCAGGCAAGGCCGGCCGCGGCAGGUGCCUGGAGAUGCCGCUCCCGCCCCGGGCGCAAACUUGCGCUGGGAGCGCGGGGGCGGCCUGGGCCCCUCGGCCGCCUCUUCAGCCCUCCCGGUACCUACCCCGCGGCCGCCGCCUCCGCCGCCACCACCGCUCCUCGCCCGCCAGCGCGCCGGCCUCAGAGGGAAGGAAAGCGGGAGCGCGCCGGCUCCGCUGGGCCACUCGGCUCGGGCCCGAUAGGGCGCGGCGGGCCUCGGGGCCCAGGGCCGGUGCCGCCUCCAAGGGCAACUCCACCCCCUUUCAACCGCCGGGGCCGCCGGCCGGCCACGCCCCCGGCCACGCCCCCAGCGCCACGCCCGCAGGCCACGCCCGCCUACCCGCACUCAUCGCAGCAACCACACCACCUGGGAAUGCUUUCCAGUAACUCACUUCUCAGUCCUCUGGUUCUGGUGGUGGGGCUGGAACAAACCAUAGAAGCCUCAAUGGAGAGCGGCGGUGAACAGAGACAUGGAAAGGCCACCAACGGGAAUGAUGCAAUGCCCAAGAGCAGCAAGGAGGCCAAGGAGACCCGGAAUGGAGAAGGGGCUGCGGUCAGGGAGAAGAGAGGCCACAUCACACAGGGCUUUCUGGGCUGCUGCGUCAUCGCUGCAGAAGGGCGGCUGUCCCUGGGUCAGAGGUACACGGCGAGUACGCGCGCGUGUGUACCCCGCAUGAAUCAUCGGCGCCCGUACGAAUGCCUGGAGCCAGAAACCUGUAGACCCAAGCCAGGCGGCGGAGAGGAAGCAGCAACAUGCUUCGGCCGCUACCCAAGUGUUUCUGGGGGCGGGAGGGGAGCGGCGGACACGUCCGCCCGUCCCCCCGGGCCCCCGGCCCCCCGGCCCCCAGCACGCGCGCCGGCGGCGCCCGCAGGGGGCACGGAGGGCGCACAGGUGGGUCCCCGCCCGGCCCUGCCUCUCGCCCCUCCCCGCCACCCGACGAAGGCCGACGCGCCCUCGCCAACGCGCCUCCGGCUCGCCCCUUCCCUCUCCGUGACAUCUUAUAUAAUAACCCGAGCUAAUCAAAACGGAAGCGACGCGCGCUGCCGGGGCCAGUCUCCCGGCCCGGGCUGGAUGCUCGCGCCCAAAGCCCGCGGCCCCCGAACUAGGCGCCGGGGUGCGCGGCUCCGGGGCGGGGGAAGGGCCCGAGCGCCGCCCCGGCUCGUCCCUCCUCGCAGAAGGCGCUGCUCCUGCCGGUCCCCGUCAGGAAGCCGCGAGCGUCACAAACUGCGUCAGCUUCUUCAAACACAUUUCAUGGUCUCCCUCCAGCCCGGGAGCCGGCUGCUCCCGAGGCGGGGCCGCGGCCGGGGCUGGAAGGAGCCCCUCUGGGGAGGAGAAAGUUCCUCGGGGCCCUCCCCUCGCCCGCACCGCGCCCGGCCCCGCCGCGCCUCCAGCCCCUCUCGGCGCGACGCCCGCCCCGCGGCGCAGCCCGCCAGCCCGCGCCAAUGUCAGCGUGGGCAACUUGUGACCCCCCGGGCGCCGGGCGGCCCCCUCCCGCCCGCCUGGCUCGCCCGACGCCGGGGGCCUUCCCCCUCCGCCCUCACCCCUGGCCCGGCGGAAAGCGGCGACGCCAGAAACUUCCCCGGGCCGCGCCGGGCGGGAGAGCCGCCCGGGUCCCCGCGCAUCGCCCUUACCUUGCUCUCCGGAGGCCACGAUCCGGGCGGGCCGCGCGGGGCGCGUGGUGCGCGAGCGCGCGCGCGUGGGGCGGUAGGUGAGGGAGCCCGCGCCGGCGGGGGCGGGGCGGGGCAGCGGGGGUGCGAGCGGCGCGGGCUGGGGGGGGGGGCCGGCCCGGCGGGCGGGCGCGAGGAGAGCAGAGCCGGCGGCGGCGGCGGCGGCGGGCGCGGGGCGAGCGCGCCGAGGGGGCGGAGGAGUUGCCGUGGGUUUGUUUACGCAUUGCUGCCCGGCUCGGGGCACAGCCCGCACUCCCUGAUUGGACACAAACUGGGGCACAGCCUCUCGUCGCCGCCCGCCAGGCCUCCUCGAGCAGCCGCCGCGCAGCUCCCGGAGCGCCCUCCCGGCACAGCCCGCGGCGGCUCCCGGGCCUGGAGGGGACGAGCCGCAGCGGCCACCGGGGGUGGCCGUAGAGCCACUCGUGGGCCCAAGGCUCGCGAUCGCCCACCUGUAGUGGCGCGACCUUGGCAAGGAGAAAUUCGAAACUUCGGAGGCUGGAGACUUCGUAUCAUUCAGCCGUAG